Molecule: messenger RNA, 1143 nt
Organism: Kwoniella shivajii
Lineage: Eukaryota; Fungi; Basidiomycota; Tremellomycetes; Tremellales; Cryptococcaceae
Exons: 9
Coding region: 1-1143 (380 amino acids)
Biological process (GO): lipid metabolic process
Molecular function (GO): phosphoric diester hydrolase activity
Source: RefSeq, a predicted model, not a curated record
AUGUCUAUGAUCCCCAACGAUAUUCCAGAACCGAAGAAAGGCUUGAUAUCAAGACCUGAAUCUACAUUACCUACACCGGUAUUAUCACCUUCAAAUUCAAUUGGACCUUCACCUGCUUUUUCAACCGUUCUUCAAUCUCCUGCUGUAUCAGAAUUCGAAUUGGAACAAGAACAAAAUCCAUUUGAUAAGAUUGAUGAUGGUUGGAGAAUACCUGAAUGUUGGGGUCAUAGAGGUGCUUCAGCUUCUUUCCCCGAGAACACCAAAGCAUCUUUCGUAGAAGCUUGUAAAGCCGGUGCCGACGGUAUCGAGACAGACAUUCACAUAACAGCUGAUAACCAGCUUGUCUUGUUCCACGAUCCUGAGUUACACAGAACUACAGACGGACAAGGUUUGAUCCAUAAACUCCCUUGGAAAGGUGUUUUAGAACAUGUACGAACAACUAAAGCGCCUCAUCAACCUAUUCCCAAAUUCACUGAAGUACUGGAAAUCCUCUUAAAACCUGAAAACAUUAAUGUCAAACUCAAUAUCGACUGCAAAGUCGAAAACGAUCCAGCGAAAUUAUUCGGUCUGAUCAAGGACGUAGUGGAGAGUUACAAUGGCUGGGAAACGAAGUUGGCUCCUAGAUUGAUCUUGGGCAUUUGGCAUCCCAAAUUCAUAGCACCGGCUUGUUCGAUCUUACCUUACCUACCUCGAUAUGCGAUUUCGAUGUCACUUUCACAAACCAGAAAAUACUUUUUCGAAAACUGUCAUGGAUUCUCAAUUAUGUAUGAGGUUUUAGCUUCUUCUGAUGGAGCUAAAUUCAGGAAAGAAUGUCAGUCCAAGGGUAAAUGGAUUUGCGCUUGGACGGUCAAUGAAAAAGAAGAGAUGAGGCAAUGUGGUAGAUGGGGUAUAAGAAGUGUUAUCAGUGAUAAACCUGAUGUGUGGAGGAGAAUAAGGAAAGAGAUCGAAAGUGACAGAGCUAAAGCACUCAAACCCACUCUACAAUCUUACAUCUUACCUUUCCUGCAAACCAAGAACUAUUGGUUCCAAUAUCAACGACUCGCCAAUGAAGAGACGGAAUACCUUGAAAGAGAAGGUGGUACUUUUGAUAUCCCCAUUCCGGUAGUGUCCCUGGGUAUCGCCAAACCCUCUGAUUCUAUGUAA